This is a messenger RNA of Blastocystis hominis, 781 nucleotides long. RefSeq lists its product as hypothetical. Lineage: Eukaryota; Bigyra; Opalinata; Blastocystidae. Bases 29 to 781 code for a protein of 250 amino acids. The transcript is spliced from 6 exons. The record is from RefSeq and is a predicted model, not a curated record.
CUUGUUUGUUUGUUAAAGGAACUCUAGGAUGUCCGAAUUUGAUGAAGUUGUGCCUACAUUCAUUCUUACGGAAAGUAUCCACGAUUUGUGCUCCAGACAGAUUGCUCGGGCAAUCAAGAAAAACCAAUGGCUAAAGGAAGAAGACUCGGUGAUGGACUUUGGUUGUGGAAUUGGUUCGUUUUCCUACAUUCUGUUGGAAGAAAUUGGAUACAAGAGCUGCCUUGGGGUUGAUUCUUCUGAAAAGAUGGUUGCUCGAUAUAACAAAACCGCAAAGGAGAACCACUGGGAUGACAAGAUGAAGGCAAUCUGUAAGUUCAUCGAGAACCCAGAUGAGCUGAAUGGUGAGAAAUUCGAUGUAAUUGUUUCACUCAAAACGUUCCACCAUAUCCCCAACCCUGUUGAGACGAUAACUCUUCUGAAAUCCUAUCUCAAACCACAGGGUCGUUUAAUCAUCGCAGACUUGAAAUUAGACGCUCAUUCUCCCAUCUAUCACCGAUCCGUUGCGGAACCGCCCGUUUGUCAUGGCUUUACCCAGGAGACAAUGAGAGAGUAUAUGGAGAAGGCAGGAUUCAAGGUGGACGUGGAGACGGUCAAUGUAGUCCAUUUCCUGGAAUGCCUCGAUCACGAGGCAGCCAAAGUGGAAUACGAUGCUCUGCCGCCAUUUGAGGGCCGAGUCGACCGAAUGGAUCUUGACAAACUACCUCCGAUGAUUCAUUUGGGUCCCAAGUAUUUUGAAAAGGAUGUGUUUCCUUUCAUUGUUGCUUGUGGAACGCUGGCUUGA